Cyclocybe aegerita is the source of this 621-nucleotide messenger RNA. NCBI's taxonomy places the organism in Eukaryota, Fungi, Basidiomycota, Agaricomycetes, Agaricales, Hemipholiotaceae. The record is from the annotation of a GenBank genome assembly.
AUGGUCAAAUUCUCCACCCUCCUUUUCGCUUCUGCUGGUAUUGCCGCCGUCGUUGCCAACCCUGGACUCACCUCGACCACUGAGCGCGAACUCACCGCUCGUGAAAUGUGGGAGUCUGUAUACGGCCGGGAGAUCAUCGACAACUUCACCGACCGGGAACUGGAGGAACGAGAGCCCUUCUUCCCCCUCAUCUUUGGAGCCAUUCGAGCUGCAACGACCAUCGGCAGAGUCGCAUCCAAGGCCCACAAAGCCCACUCUGCCGUACAAAACCACAAGAACAACAAGAAGAACAACAAGCGCAAGCGUGAAGUCGAGGAUGACGUCUUGGCUCUCCGCGACGUUGAAGACAUGGAAGAGCGGGAACCCUUCUUCCCUCUGAUCUUCGGUGCCAUCCGGGCGGCGACCACAAUCGGCAGAGUUGCUUCCAAGGCCCACAAGGCGCACUCUGCUGUCCAGAAUCACAAGAACAAUAAGAACAACAAGCGCAAGCGCGACCUGGAGGACGAUUCACUGUACUCGCGUAACGAGCCGGAGAUGGACGCGAGGGGUUUCGAGGACUUCGAUCUCGAAGAGAGAGAAUUUAACGAUUGGGAGGAGCGCGAAUUUGAUGACCUCGACUAA